Messenger RNA from Caenorhabditis bovis, 507 nucleotides. NCBI's taxonomy places the organism in Eukaryota, Metazoa, Nematoda, Chromadorea, Rhabditida, Rhabditidae. The record is from the annotation of a GenBank genome assembly.
AUGCCUAUGCUUCCACCCACAAACGCUUCCAAAAGAUCCCAAACGGGACAGGAAGAAUCAGAUGACAACGCCAAGAGAUCCAAAAUCGUUGGAAUGGCACAGAAAGUUACUCGCCAGAUUAUCAGCACCCCAAAUGCACCAUCUGCUAUUGGACCAUACAGUCAGGCAGUUCGGGCUGGAAACACGAUCUAUUUGAGCGGUUCACUUGGUAUGGAUCCAAAGUCGGGAGAAUUGAAGGAAGGGAUCGUCGAGCAAACCCAUCAAUCACUCAAGAACAUUGGAGAAGUCCUCAAAGCUGCUGGCGCUGAUUAUUCUCACGUUGUAAAGACCACAGUUCUUUUGCAAAACAUUUCUGACUUCGCCACCGUCAAUGAGGUUUACGGACAAUAUUUCAAGUCUCCAUAUCCAGCAAGAGCCGCCUACCAAGUCGCUGCCCUUCCAAAAGGUGGGCUUGUCGAAAUUGAGGCGGUCGCAAUCGCCGGCGAAAUCGAAGAAGUCACUAACUAG